Messenger RNA from Enterobius vermicularis (human pinworm), 2256 nucleotides. The record is from the annotation of a GenBank genome assembly. Lineage: Eukaryota; Metazoa; Nematoda; Chromadorea; Rhabditida; Oxyuridae.
CUAAUAUUAGUUUUUAUUCAGGAUGAAGAAGAAGAGAUAAAAAUGGAGAUCAAUAUGCUGAAGAAGUACUCUCAUCACAGGAAUAUUGCUACUUAUUACGGAGCAUUCAUUAAGAAAUUACCUUCAUCGACUGGAAAACAUGAUCAGCUGUGGCUAGUAAUGGAGUUUUGUGGGAGCGGUUCUGUUACAGAUCUUGUGAAAAGCACUAAAGGAGCUUGCUUGAAGGAGGACUGGAUUGCUUACAUUUGCCGAGAAAUUCUAAGGGGUUUAUAUCAUCUGCACCAGAACAAAGUGAUUCAUCGUGAUAUUAAGGGUCAGAAUGUUCUUUUAACCGAUAAUGGGGAAGUAAAGUUGGUUGACUUUGGAGUGAGUGCUCAACUGGAUAGGACUGUGGGUCGGCGAAACACUUUCAUUGGGACGCCUUACUGGUUUAAUUUUAGGAUGGCUCCAGAAGUCAUAGCUUGUGACGAGAAUCCUAAAGCCACAUAUGAUUCUAGAAGUGACCUUUGGUCCUUGGGAAUUACAGCUUUGGAAAUGGCCGAAGGACAUCCGCCGUUAGUGGACAUGCAUCCAAUGCGUGCUUUGUUUCUUAUUCCUCGUAACUCGCCCCCGAGGCUGAAACGCGGGAAGAAAUGGUCUAAAAAAUUUGAAGCAUUUAUUGAGACAGUCUUGGUGAAAGAUUAUACGCAACGUCCGUAUACAGACCAGCUUCUGAGACACCCGUUUAUCAGAGACCAACCUCCUGAAAGGCAAACUCGUAUUGCCAUUAAGGACCAUCAGGAUCGGCAUAGAAGGAUGAACAGUAAGAAAGACGAAACCGAAUACGAGUAUUCCGGAAGUGAUGACGAUGAAAAUCACGGUCAAAACGGCAAAGCUUUCGACCCUCAGUCAGAUUUAGCAAGUGCGCUUCAGUCAUCGCAUGACAACACACUGAGGAAAGGAUUUCAAAGACUGCAAGAGAAUAAUAAAAACAUAUUUGAGCAUUCAUCAGGAAUGCAGGUGAGGCAGAGGAAUGUUGUUGGGGGCCCUAUUUCAUCACAUCAUCAUCAGUUACAGAAAAUAUCCGCACAAGGGUACCAUAGACAAGAAUUUGGCGCACAAGUUAAUGAUCUUUCGCGUGAAAACAUAAAGCUUAGGCAACAGCAGGUGGAUCCGAGAGUAGCGCUCAACAGUGGUCGUCAAAUAAUGGCGCAGGAGCAUCGACGGUCGCAAAGGCCUCUUUCGCACCACCAGUCGGCACAACAGUGUGGAAUUUCUCCGCAUCUCUCAAAUGCGAUGACACCUCCUCAGAACCAUCCAGCUGCUCCGCAUCUUGCCAAUUUAGCUAACUACGACCGAAAGCGACGUAAUGAAAAGGAAGCUGCUAGGUUAUUAGCGGAGCAGAGAAGGGAUAGAAGUGCAGCUUCGCGAGAUAUUCACGAACCUUCUAGGGAUCCUUUACGGUCACCACCUCAUAUUACACGAGUCAGUGCAUCAGUAGCUGCUCCUCCCAGUCGAAAGCUGAGUGAGCCAGUUUUGAAUGGAAGGCCUGAGGUAAAGGGAGUCGCAUCCAUUAAAUUUCAGGAUUUGGAUGUUUUGGCUAAUGAAUUAACCCGUAUUGGUCGUCACCAGCAACAGCAAAUAAAUGGCAGCUCAAGCCCACCACCUCCCGCUCCACCCCCUCGAGAUGCGUCAAUUGUAAGUGUUGGAGAUGACACUUCUUUGUCGCAUGAUGGAACACUUUUGGUCAGUGAACCGGCGUCCACUCAUAAUCGUGAAACGAUUAUUGAGGAAGGGAUACUUCAGGGGCCUAAUAAGCCUCUGCCUCCAACUCCCACCGAACAGCAGUCUAGCACUGAGUUGGUAGACAGUUCAUGCACAUUGCUUGCCUCGCACAAACGAAACAACAGCUUGGAGCUUGGUCACCGCAGCAAUCUUGAUUUUGACCGACAUGCGCUGUUUUCGCAAAUGGUGAAGAAUUCUUCAGUGCCCGACAAUCCAAGUCCUGAGAUUAUUGUUGGCAGUGGUGAAUCUUCCAGUACUUCUGAUUCCGGUGGUUCUUCUCCAGAGCACUCACCUUUAGACGCACGCAAAGACAUGGGUCGAAACGCUAAUUGUGUUUCCCCCGUUGUCAAUGGCUCGCGAAGUGCUGUACUGCCCGAUUUAUUGCCGAAAACUUUAGCUGAUAGGAUGCUGCCAUCAAGUGCUUUCGCCAAAGAUCAUCCAUCUGCCUGUAUGGAGACUCAGUUUGUUGAGGAAGUGGGGUUUUUUUUUUAA